GGUCAUCUCCUGUACUGGGUCCGCAGUCUCCGGUCAUCUCCUGUACUGGGUCCGCAGUCUCCGGUCAUCUCCUGUACUGGGUCCGCAGUCUCCGGUCAUCUCCUGUACUGGGUCCGCAGUCUCCGGUCAUCUCCUGUACUGGGUCCGCAGUCUCCGGUCAUCUCCUGUACUGGGUCCGCAGUCUCCGGUCAUCUCCUGUACUGUGUCCGCAGUCUCCGGUCAUCUCCUGUACUGUGUCCGCAGUCUCCGGUCAUCUCCUGUACUGUGUCCGCAGUCUCCGGUCAUCUCCUGUACUGUCUCCGCAGUCUCUGGUCAUCUCCUGCACUGGGUCCGCAGUCUCUGGUCAUCUCCUGCACUGGGUCCGCAGUCUCUGGUCAUCUCCUGCACUGGGUCCGCAGUCUCUGGUCAUCUCCUGCACUGGGUCCGCAGUCUCUGGUCAUCUCCUGCACUGGGUCCGCAGUCUCUGGUCAUCUCCUGCACUGGGUCCGCAGU
Staurois parvus is the source of this 492-nucleotide messenger RNA. The record is from the annotation of a GenBank genome assembly. NCBI's taxonomy places the organism in Eukaryota, Metazoa, Chordata, Amphibia, Anura, Ranidae.